This is a messenger RNA of Larimichthys crocea (large yellow croaker), 1414 nucleotides long. RefSeq names its product deoxynucleoside kinase. NCBI's taxonomy places the organism in Eukaryota, Metazoa, Chordata, Actinopteri, Sciaenidae. The record is from RefSeq and is a predicted model, not a curated record. The transcript is spliced from 8 exons. Gene Ontology annotation, molecular function: ATP binding; deoxynucleoside kinase activity. Gene Ontology annotation, biological process: nucleobase-containing compound metabolic process. Bases 134 to 940 code for a protein of 268 amino acids. Gene Ontology annotation, cellular component: mitochondrion; cytoplasm.
CCGGUAAGCGUUGUCUAUGUGCGCGCGAGGUUUAAGUCAAAGAAGCGCCUCGCGCCAGUUAGUCACUUCGUGUCCGCGCGGACAGUCAAACAAAACAAACCGUCCAUCCGGAUAAAACUUGAUUUUUUCAAACAUGGCAACUCCACCGAAGAGACCGCACCGUGCUCCCGACAGCCCGCAGCUUGACGGCAGCUUCUCCCGCAGAGGAAAGAAGAUCUCCAUCGAGGGAAACAUCGCUGCAGGAAAGUCCACCUUUGUGCGUCUCCUUGAGCAGGAGUCGAACGAGUGGGAGGUGAUUCCUGAACCCAUCGGAAAGUGGUGCAACGUCCAGAACGACAGCGACGAUAUUUACCAGGAGCUAAGUUCCUCCCAGAAGAGUGGAGGAAACCUGCUGCAGAUGCUAUAUGAUAAACCAAGCCGCUGGUCCUACACCUUCCAGAGUUACGCGUGUCUCAGCAGGGUUCGCUCUCAGCUUCAGGCCCCGUCGGUCAAACUUCAGCAGGCUGAGAACCCCGUUCAGUUCUACGAACGCUCCGUCUACUCAGACAGGUACGUGUUUGCGUCCAACCUGUUUGAGUGCGGUAGCCUGACAGAAACAGAGUGGAGUGUUUAUCAGGACUGGCACACCUGGUUACUGAACGAGUUUGAACCGGACAUCGCCCUGGACGCCAUCAUCUACCUGAGAGCUCAGCCACAGCGCUGUAUGCAGCGCCUGCUCCACCGGGGCAGGGAGGAGGAGCAGGGGAUUCCUCUAGAGUAUCUCGAACAGCUGCACUUCAAACAUGAAUCCUGGCUGUUCCACAGGAACCUCAGGUUGGACUUUCAGUACCUGAAUGAUCUCCCUGUUCUAAUACUGGACGUCGACGACGACUUCAAGAACGACCGUAUCAAACAGCAAGUCAUUGUCGACAAGGUCAAAGAGUUUCUCACGACGCUUUAGAAGUCCAUCCACCAAUCACAGCCCAUGGUGUGAGCCAUGGGCUCGUCUGAUUGGUCGACCCAGUUACACUUUGUAAAUGUUUCUCUUGUUUUAAAUUUUUUUUACUCAUGUUUUUACUUUUUCUUGACCUCAUGUACAUUUAUAUCAAUUUAUAAUUUUGUAGAUAGUGUGUGUGCGUGUGUGUGUGUGUGGUAGUGAGCGAGAGUGUGAACACCAUGUAAUUACUUGAAUUAGUUUGAUAUUUAUGCUGCAGUCUGAAUCAAAUAGUUUGAGGUGUCAUUGAAUGCACCACGAUGCCUUCAGGGACAAACAGUAUUAGAUCUUUCCAUAUAUCAUAACCGCUCAUCCUUAUCAGGGUUGCGGGAAGUUUGAACUUUUUAUCUCUGUAAAUAUGUUUUGAAUAAAGAAACUCAGACUGAUGUGUUUGAUUUGACAUUAUCACACCAAACCCUGUUUAAAUUCAUAAUAUUUUAA